AUGUGGCUGUCUCAUAAACCUACCUAUCUAUCUAUCUAUCUAUCUAUCUAUCUAUCUAUCUAUCUGUCUGUCUGUCUGUCUGUCUAUCUAUCUAUCUAUCUAUCUAUCUCUCCCUCUCUCUCUCUCUCUCUAUAUAUAUAUAUAUAUGUGUGUUUUGUGUCCUCGUUCUUUCUUCUUUCUUUAAUCUUCAUUUUCUUUCAAUUAGACUUUCACAGAUCGUUUUGUCUUUUGUACUGUUUGUUCUUUCUUUUGGACAUUAAUUCUCUUUUAUUUUUUCUCCUUUCGUCAAUUUUCUUUUCAUUUCUACGCCAUGUUUACAUUUCUCCUCUGUUUUUCCUCGUUUCUCUCUUAUUUUUCUUCUUUCUUUCUCCUUUCUUUUGUUUUCUUUCUUAUUUCCCUUCUGACUUAUUUGUUUCUACUUCUCUUUCUUUCUUUCCUUCUUUCUUUCUUUUUUAUGCCUUCAUUUCUUUCUUUCUUUCUCUUUUCUUUGUUUUGUCUCUCUCACCUUUUCUUUCUUUCUUCUUUGUUUUGGGUUUUCCCCUUUCUUUCUUUCUUUCUUUCUUUCUUUCUUUCUUUCUUUCUUUCUUUCUUUGGGACACCUAUCUCCCAACUACGUAUCUAGACUGGAUACUCCUUCUAUCAUCCAAUGUUAUAUUUCUUUGGUUUGUUGUUCUCUUUCUUUCUUUCUUUCUUUCUUUCUUUCUUUCAUUCUUUCUUUAUUUAUUUCCUUCUUUCUUUCUCCUGUGUUUUACUGAAUUCCAACGUUAUACUUCUUUGGUUUCUCGUUCCUUCCUUCUCCUUUGUUUUGGCUUUUUCACUCUUUCUUUCUUUCUUUCUUUCUUUCUUUCUUUCUUUGGAACUCAGAUGACCCAACUGCAUUUCUAG
Molecule: messenger RNA, 885 nt
Organism: Acanthosepion pharaonis
Lineage: Eukaryota; Metazoa; Mollusca; Cephalopoda; Sepiida; Sepiidae
Source: the annotation of a GenBank genome assembly